AUGGAAUCUCAAACAUCCUUUACUACCGUUUCUGUACCUGUAUUUGAUGGACAAAACUAUCAAAUGUGGGUUGUCAAAAUGGAAGCAUAUCUAGAUGCUAAUGAUGUAUGGGAAGCAGUAGAAGAGGAUUACGAAGUACCUCCCUUGCCAAAUAAUCUUACGGUUGCUCAAAUGAAAAGUCACAAAGAAAGGAGGCUUCGAAAAUCCAAAGCCAAAUCAAUUUUGUUCACAGUCGUAGUGAGAGAAUCAAAGGAAAUGCAAGCUUUGAAUCUGGUUCGAGAACUUGAGAUGCAGAGGAUGAAAGAUUCGGAGACAAUCAAAGAUUAUGCGGACAAGCUUCUCGACAUUGCAAACAAAAUACGUCUUCUUGGUACUGAGAUUCCUGAUUCUCGAAUUGUUCAAAAAAUACUUGUAACAAUUCCAGAAAGAUAUGAAGCCACAUUGACUUCCUUGGAGAACUCAAAAGAUCUUUCUACUAUUACCUUGGCAGAACUUUUGACUGCACUUUAG
Molecule: messenger RNA, 510 nt
Organism: Vigna angularis (adzuki bean)
Lineage: Eukaryota; Viridiplantae; Streptophyta; Magnoliopsida; Fabales; Fabaceae
Exons: 2
Coding region: 1-510 (169 amino acids)
Source: RefSeq, a predicted model, not a curated record